Prosopis cineraria is the source of this 1356-nucleotide messenger RNA. RefSeq names its product ent-kaurenoic acid oxidase 1-like. The record is from RefSeq and is a predicted model, not a curated record. Gene Ontology annotation, cellular component: endoplasmic reticulum. Gene Ontology annotation, molecular function: ent-kaurenoic acid monooxygenase activity; heme binding; iron ion binding. The transcript has 7 exons. Lineage: Eukaryota; Viridiplantae; Streptophyta; Magnoliopsida; Fabales; Fabaceae. Gene Ontology annotation, biological process: brassinosteroid biosynthetic process; brassinosteroid homeostasis; sterol metabolic process. The coding region runs from base 1 to 1356 and encodes 451 amino acids.
AUGGAGAUGUGGGUGAUGCUGGGGGCCUUAUGUGUUGGAAUUUCGGUCUUAAGAUGGAUUCUGAAAAAUGUGAAUCGCUGGAUGUACGAGCCAAAGCAUUGUCGCUUGCCUCCUGGAGAUCUUGGUUGGCCUUUCCUUGGUAACAUGUUCUCCUUCCUCUCUGCCUUCAAAUCCACCGAUCCUGAUUCAUUUGUUGAUUCUCUUCUCUCCAGAUAUGGAGAUACGGGAAUGUAUAAGGCCAUGAUGUUUGGGGAUCCAAGCGUGAUCGUGACAACACCGGAAGGAUGCCGCAAAGUAUUAACCGACGACGAAAACUUCAUCAAUGGUUGGCCUCUUUCCACCGUGGAGCUCGUGGGAAGGAAGUCCUUCGUCAUCAUGCCUUAUGAAGAACAUAAGCGUCUCCGGCGCCUCACGGCGGCUUCGGUCAAUGGCUUGGAAGCACUGAGCUUGUACUUGACAUACAUUGAAGAGAAUGUGAUAAGCUCAUUGGAGAAGUGGACAACAAUGGGAGAAAUUGAGUUUCUAACUCAGGUCCGUAAGCUUACUUUUAGAGUCAUUACUCAUAUUUUCCUUGGCGCAGCAAGUAACUCUGUUGUGGAAGCUUUGGAGAAAGAGUACACAACGCUUAAUCAUGGAAUUAGAUGCAUGGCUAUCAAUAUUCCUGGAUUUGCAUAUCAUUCAUCCCUCAAGGCCAGAAAAAAGCUAGUUGGAGUAUUUCAAGCUGUGGUGGAUGAGAGAAGAAAGCAAGAGAAGGAAGAGGGAUUUAGAAAAACAAAAGACAUGAUGGAUGCUCUGAUGAAUGUGGAAGAUGGAAAUGGAGGAAAAUUAAGUGAUGAGGAAAUAAUUGAUAUUAUGUUGAUGUACUUGAAUGCUGGUCACGAAUCCUCAGGACAUAUUUCCAUGUGGGCCACAAUUUUCUUACAAAAUCACCCUGAAUUUUUCCAAAUGGCCAAGGCUGAACAUGAAGAAAUCGUCAAGAAAAGGCCACCAACACAGACGAGGUUGUCCAUGAAGGAGGUUCGACAGAUGGAUUUUACUUCAAAGGUUAUUGAUGAAACAUUGCGUUUAAUUACAUUCUCUUUCACGGUGUUUCGAGAGGCAAAACGCGACGUCAAUCUCAACGGUUAUACCAUUCCUAAAGGUUGGAAAGUUCUCACCUGGUUCAGGAGUGUUCAUUUUGAUCCUGCAAUAUACCCUAAUCCAAUGGAAUUUUAUCCUCUACGCUGGAAUAAUUUCACACCCAAGGCUGGAGAGUUCCUUCCAUUUGGAGCAGGAAGCAGAAUGUGUCCUGGAAAUGAUCUCGCCAAAUUGGAAAUCACAGUCUUUCUUCACCACUUUCUUUUAAAUUAUCAGUGA